This is a messenger RNA of Carassius carassius (crucian carp), 6712 nucleotides long. Its product is annotated as PR domain zinc finger protein 2-like. The transcript is spliced from 9 exons. Gene Ontology annotation, cellular component: nucleus. The record is from RefSeq and is a predicted model, not a curated record. Gene Ontology annotation, biological process: regulation of transcription by RNA polymerase II. Gene Ontology annotation, molecular function: RNA polymerase II transcription regulatory region sequence-specific DNA binding; protein binding; DNA-binding transcription factor activity, RNA polymerase II-specific. Lineage: Eukaryota; Metazoa; Chordata; Actinopteri; Cypriniformes; Cyprinidae. Bases 134 to 5338 code for a protein of 1734 amino acids.
UCUAUAAGCUCUAUUCUCAAUCCGCCAUUUUCAGCACAUUGGGAAGCAGGUAGACCAAAAACUACACCGUGCCGGUGAAAACAACAGUAUCUAUGAAAUAAGAAAGGUCUUAGGAGGCUCAAAGUUCAGUUGAAUGUUAAAUCCUUGGUUGCAGGCUGUAAUGGCUUUGCCUCAAGGAACAUAUGAAACCUUGGAUGACAUCCCAGCCCAUGUGUGGAAGGGGCUGCCAAACAGCAUGAAGCUGGGACCAUCAGCUGUCACCCCCAAUCGCAUUGGUGUCUGGGCAUCUAGAGUAAUACCUAAAGGCAAAAGGUUUGGACCGUUUGUUGGAGAACGAAAGAAGAGAUCUCAAGUGACGAGCAAUGUUUACAUGUGGGAGGUAUAUUUUCCAGCCUCGGGGUGGAUGUGUGUAGAUGCCACGGAUCCAAUGAAAGGAAACUGGUUGCGGUAUGUGAACUGGGCACGCUCUUCUCAAGAGCAAAACCUCUUUCCACUGGAGAUCAACAGAGCUAUUUACUACAAAGUGUUAAGGCCAAUCGGACCGGGCGAAGAACUUCUCGUGUGGUACAAUGGGGAAGACAAUCCUGAGAUAGCAGCUGCAUUAGAGGAAGAAAGGACUAGCAACCUGAGCAAGAAGAGUUCACCUAGAGCAAAGCGAGCAAGGAGGAAGCUGUCGGAAAAAGCCAGGCAGGCUGAUUUGGGUGGAUUCUGUGAACCGAAGAAAUCGAGUGCCGCUGAAACCUCAAUUGCAGGGAUGCGGGACUCAGAGGAAGGGAUUAAUGGUGAGGAAAGAUCCCCUUCACCUUCAGAGUUGCAACAGGAGAAUGCAGCUUCCCAGUCGUCUUAUACGGAAAAUGAAAAUCCUGUCCAGUCUCAUACAAUAGACAUGAACCAGAGGGAAGGAUUGGAUGAGGAAAAUGCAGAGGAUGAUGGACAACUUCAGCAGCUACAGUUAAAUCCGAGCCCACAGCAUCCCUCUAAGGCAGAAUCAGUUGAUGGGAAUGAAAAGUCUCACUUGAAUUUACGUUCAGGCAGCCCUGCAGAAGAAAGCUCUGAGAGUCCACUGUGUGAUACAGAGUGUAUAUCAUCUUUAGCGAAUCCUGAGUUGGAGGCAGAGGGGGAUUUCGAGGAUGACCCCCAAGGAGGAACUUACCCCUGUCAGCAUUGCGAGCGACAUUUCUCCACCAAACAAGGCCUGGAACGCCACGCUCACAUUCACACUACUUCAAACCAUCUAACUCAUACUUUUAAAUGCCGGUAUUGUGCCAAGCCCUUUGGCUCUCAGGUAGGCAGGCGCAGACAUGAACGUAGACAUGAGAAUGGGAGUAAAACUUUAAAUAGGCCCGGAUCACUUAGCGGAACAACGUUCCUCCACAGUCCCACGGCACCCAAUGAUUCUGCUACCUCUGGCAGUGCAUCCUCACCAAGCCAUUCAGUCAUUAUGAACACACAGAACAUUCCACCUCAGCAAACCUCUGACAGUUUGAAAAAAGAGCUUGGUGCUGAAUCUGAUCGACCUUUUAUAUUGAAUGAGAAUGGGGAGUCAAAAGAGCUUCAUCCUUGCAAGUACUGUAACAAGGCUUUCGGCACACACACCAACAUGCGCAGACACCAGCGCAGAAUCCAUGAGCGGCAUCUAAUGCCAAAAGGUGUUCGACGGAAAGGUAUUCUCCUGCAAGAUGGCUCCUCCCAUCAGCAGCAGCAUGAACAAGGGCAGCCUGUUUCGCUCCAGGAAGAGUCUCCAAGGGCCAGUCCACCACCAAUUUAUGUGCCCAGUGUGGAGUCUGAGGAUGAGGGGGAUAGAGAGGAUUGUAUGGUUGAUAUCUCUAACAACAUUUCGGAAAAUCUCAGCCAUUACAUUGAUGGAAAGAUCCCAUCUACAAGCACAGUGAGCAACUGUGAGUUCAUUGAGGUUGAUUCAAGCACUGCAGCAUUGUUUGGCCUUGAUGCACUCAUUCUAAGUCCCAAACAAACACUGACUUGUCCAGUGAAAGAAGUUUCAUGUGUAGCUCAGACAGCUUCUAAAAGACGAACUACUACACCACCACUGCUGCCUGCUGUGAAAAUGGAAACAGAAACGGCAUCCUCCUCUUCCUCCCUGUCCUCCCCUUCCUCUCAGUCCUCUUUGUUGGUAGGAAACAUUUUCUCCCAGUCAACUGAAACGUUAGCUGGUCAGAAGGAGAAAACUGUUUAUCUCUCUCCAAAACUCAAACAAUUACUACAGGCCCCGGAUGGUCAGAAACCAGCCAUAGGUCUAAUUACAGAUGGCCAUAGAUUGACCACCCCGCUUUCCGUAACUUCACUUCCUGCUGUCCAAGGAAAGUUUAAAAGAAGAACUGCCUCCCCUCCCACAACUUCACAGAGUAGCCCGCCACAAAUAAAUGACAGCAUAAGCUCUGCAACUGGGGUUUCAUGCUCUCUGAAGGUGCCAAAGAUUGAAAGCCAUUGCAUGACACAUUCCUGGAGUUUGUCCAGCAAAGAUCAUGGGGAUGCUGUAAGCCUAACAGGAAAAGACUGGUCUCCUUCAAGAAGCGGGGGGAAUUCUUGCAAUCAGCAACCGCUUGACCUUUCGAAUUCCUUCAGUAAAAAAGACAAUAGUGUAAGCAAAGGCUCUGGAGAGGCUGUGCUUGACUUAAGUAUGAACCGUAAAAGUCCUGUCGACCAUGAAGUAAAGACGAGCUCAGCCACACUAACGCCACAUGUAAAAAGAAAGAAACCCAAUACCAGCAUUUUAGAGAAAGUCUUAAUGAACGAGUAUGCUGGCCUAAACUCACCUGGAGAUGAAGGAUCCAAUACUCUUGGAAGCCCUGACGUUCUUUCGUCCUCUGAGAGUGCCACAUGUGUUGGCCCCUCCAGUCCCGGAUCAGGAUCAGAGCGCCUUCCUUGUGAAUCAGCCUCUCCUCCUUCUCUGACCCCUAUAACUAUUAAUCCAUCCUCUCCGUCUUCAUCUAGUAUAGCAUCAUCUACACCCCCUCCUCCAGUCUUACCAACUAUUCCAUCACCUCCACCUUUAUCAUCACCUCAUCUUCAGAUGUCAGAUGCCUCAUCACCUGCCCCUUUUCCUGUAUUGUCCCCUAAAAUGUCCCCCAAGGCAGAUAAUAGUUUAGAGGAAGUGUCGGAUUCAUCUGCUUUAACAGAAUUAUGCCAUGAUAGAUUAAAUUCCAUUGUUAAUGAAUCAGACCAAACUGCUGAGCAGUUAGACCCUGCGAUUUCUCCACUGCCUCAGGAUGAAAAAAGACAUUGUACAGCAGAUUCAUCUCCAAAGUCAGAAUCACUACUUGAGGGCUCAAACCAUGAUUCUAAGCCUCAGUUUUUAAGAAAUGCAGAUCAAGCAGGUUCUUCUCACCUAAAGUGGGAUACUGCUUCUGAAACCAGCCAAAGCCAUUCCUGUGAAGGAACUCUCCCUCAAGACCUCAAUAAUAAAACAGAAGGCAGACACAAAUCAAAGUCUUUGCUUUCUACAGUACAAUCAACUCCUAAAAAGGAGUCAUCACCGAAGAAUGAUUCUCCACAAAAGAGUUCAGAAGUUGAUAAGUUGGUUGUAGAGGAUAUAAUGAAAAAAGAGGGGGCGGUUAAUAUAACCACAAAUGGGAGCAACACUUCACCUGGAACUCCACCCAGAAAUUUUGAUGAGUUUGAGACACCAGAGCGGGAGACUUUUGUCAAGAAUUUUGUAUGUAACGUCUGCAAAGAGCCAUUUCGCUCCAUCAAAGACCUAAGUGGCCAUAUAAUCGAGCAUGCGUCAGAGUGGCCUUUUAAGUGCGAGUUUUGCGUGCAGUUAUUUGGUAAUGCCACUGCGCUGCUUGAGCACCGCUCCUCUUUCCAUGGGGUAGGAAGAAUUUAUAUUUGCUCCAUUUGCUCAAAGGAGUUUGCCUUCCUCUGCAAUCUCCAGCAACAUCAAAGUGACCUACAUCCAAGUCAGAGUUGCACUCACACUGCCGUUGAAAACGGGAAGCUCAGACCUCAGAAUUAUACUGAUCCUGCAUACGUAAAUGUGGAGAAAGACGCUGUUCUUGUCUCUAUUGCUGGAGCAACCUCUGAGGAUUCUUCUGAGGAGUGCAACGGUGACACUAAAAAGGUGGAAGAUGAGGAAAAUGGCCAUGAGGACCCUACAGAAGAACUAUACACUACAAUAAAGAUUAUGGCCUCUGAGGCUGGUAAACCAAAAGGUCCAGAUGUACGACUUGGCAUUAAUCAACACUACCCCAGCUUUAAGCCUCCACCCUUCCCGUACCACAACCGAACACCUGAUAGCUCGAUUGCCUCCGCCACUAAUUUCACCACACACAACAUCCCCCAAACAUUUAGCACUGCGAUCCGGUGUACCAAAUGUGGAAACAGCUUUGACAACAUGCCUGAGCUACAUAAACACAUAUUAGUUUGUGCUAAUGCUAGUGAUAAGAGACGCUACACCCCUAAGAAGAAUCCCAUUCCUCUUAAACAGGUUGUGAAACAGUCUCCGAAUGGUCUUCUUACCACCACAGGAGAGUCUGCUGGGCAGAAUGCUUUCCGCAGAAUGGGUCAGCCAAAACGGCUCCACUUUAACCAAGAUAUAACCUCCAAAGCAAAGUUAUCAGCCCUAAAUAAGAAGAAAAACCAGCUAGUCCAGAAAGCCAUAUCUCAGAAGAACAAGUCUGCUGCCUCUGUAAAGAAACCAACACCCCGGGUAAAGGAAGAGGAGACCCAUAAGCUCCAUGCAUGCCCAUACUGUAGUAGAGAGUUCACAUACCCAGCCAGCCUCAAUAAGCACAUCGCUUGCAGCUGUCCACAAAGACCUGUUGCCAAAAAGUCGAAAAAAGGCGCUCUGACACCUCAAGACAAAAACAGGAGUCUCCGAAGUCGAGCCACUGAUCCUGAAGUCAAACAAGAACCAGGUUCUGAACCAAGUGCAAAGCCCUUGGGGAAAACCAGAGCCCGGAGCUCUGAGCCAGUUGAGAGUGAAGUUCCACCAGGAAGUAAAGGAAAAGCACCUCCGGUACGUACAAAGAGGCUCUCCAUGCAUGCAGACAACACAGCACCACAAACUAAGAAAGUGAAAAAGAGCUAUGAGCCACUGACUUCAAUAACUCCUGCACUUAGUGAUGACUCUUCAACACGACCACAGUCUAAAAUGCAACGAUCUAAAGAGGUUAUUGUCAAAAAGGAGGCUGUUGUGAAAAUGACACCGUCUAAGAAGGAAGAACGUUUUUCGACAAGGUCGCGGGAGAGAAAAGGUGGGCCAGUGACACGCAGUAUACAGAUGGCUAGUGCUUCAGCUCCUUUGGAAGUGAAGACUGAAGACCUCUCAAACCAUGAAGCAGGACAGUCUGAGGAGUCUCUAUUAAAGCUAGCCAGGUAGAACGCCAGUCUCCAAAGGAUUGCUUUAGUCAAUGACUGGAAGGGGAACUUCUUUCAACUAAAUUGGAUUAACUUGAUCCCAGCCUGAAUGUUCAGGGAGACCAGGAGUUAUCUCCCUGCUCAUGUUUUGCGUUGGCUCAUUGGCAGUUUCUUCUCAGUGCACUUUUAUAAAUAAGCCUUUAACCCUCUUAUCCCAAAAUGGACUAAAGAAUAUGAUAAAUAAAUCUCUAUUAAGAAUAAUAUUACUUGAUUUAUAAAUGUUGACCUUCUGGUUUUGCUAAGGUAUUGCAAGAGGCAAUCAUUCAACAGUUUCUCGUUCUUAGACUAAUUCAGCCCAUUUAAUCUGUAAGGUUUUUGGAUCCAGUGGUCUCCCAAUGCAUGUGCUUCUGUAUACAGUAUGAUUGGACUCUCCUCUCUUCAUGACCUGCUCCUCUUUUACAGAGAAAAAUUAUUUGAAGAGUAUAUAUGUAUAUUUAAGUAAAUGUAAUCCUUCACAGGGAAUGUUUAUCAUCUGAGAGGCUUCUUUGUUUUUACUUUGUUGUUGAUGUUUUGUUUAUUUUGACAUUAUAAAUUAAUUGAGCUGUUUGAUACAGUCAGAGUGAGCAGGAGAAAAAAGUUUGCUGGAUGUAAAAGGUAUUCGACCUUCACCUAAACCAGCCAAAACCGUUAGCCAUUUUUUCUUCUUUUCUUUUAUCUGUACCUUUUGUAAUCUACCGAAUCUACAGCAGGGCUGCUGGCCAUUAAAAUUACACUAAAACUACAACUGGGAAUUACGAACUCUGUUCUGCACUUGCAUGAAAAUAAAUGAAUAGUGCCAUUAUUACAACCCAAAUUAUGUAAUUGUUACUUGCAUUUAGUGAUCUGGUCAGUCAGGUUACUUGUAUCUGAAGAAAAGCACUUUAUUUAGGCUAAUUUGCCUUUUAUUGAUAUCUCAAAGUUUGAGGUGGUUUUACAAUAUGUGGUAACACCUGCUUAAACUGUAUAAAAACAGCAUUAAUUUUCACUGGUGUAUUAUAAGCACGUUAGUCGUCGCCUGCGGCAACCUCAGAAAUUUGCUUCCAGUCUAAUAAGACCCAGUUAAUGUCGCAUUAUUAGUGUAAUUAGCCGUUUUUGCCAUGAUGCCACCACAAACACUCAGUUUCUUUGGUAACCCAGCAUUACACAAACCUUUUUAUCGUUUCUCAUUUUUAUAAAAUGGAUAAGGCCUCUUCUUUAAUAGAACACCAACUGGACUUAAUAAUCCUUAGUGUUCUACCUCCUGGCAAGCCUUGAACUGAUGCGUUUUCUGCCUUUGGACAGUGUAAUCCCUCUCACUCCUAAGCCUGUCUCUGCCGUGUCAUUUCCACUUUACAACCUGGACAAUGAGGACAGGGAU